Molecule: messenger RNA, 741 nt
Organism: Vicia villosa (hairy vetch)
Lineage: Eukaryota; Viridiplantae; Streptophyta; Magnoliopsida; Fabales; Fabaceae
Product: protein MAIN-LIKE 1-like
Exons: 2
Coding region: 1-741 (246 amino acids)
Biological process (GO): meristem development; meristem maintenance
Source: RefSeq, a predicted model, not a curated record
AUGCCUGAGAAGAUGAGGAGGAUAGUUCAGGAUUUCCAUCUAAUGGACUUUGCUGGAUGCUCGUUGACGAUGUUGGACGCCUCCCUGUUAUUAGCUUUUGUUGAGAGGUGGCACCCGAAGACAUCAUCCUUCCAUCUUCCGUUUGGGGAGAUGACGAUGACUUUAGAUAAUGUGGACGUCCUCUUUCACAUUCCGAUUGCUAGUACGUUUUUCACACCAGUUUAUAGGGACCAAGGGACAGUGGUCCGCAUGGUUGUGGAUGCGUUGGAGGUUGAUGAGGUGGAGGUGUUGAGUGAGUUUGGUGAUACUCGGGGCUUUCACCUUAGAAUGUCUUGGUUGAGGAGGAUUUAUCAGGAGCUUGUGCAUGCAGAGAGGUACCAGGCUGCCGCUAGGGCGUACGUGCUACACCUAGUGGCAUGUACUCUCUUUGCAGACAAGUCUGGAGUUUAUGUAGAUGUUCACUAUCUUUCUCUAUUCAGCGCCCUUGACACCCCAUGUUGGGCUUGGGGAGUGGCGGCAUUGACGAUGUUGUACGCGGCGCUUGAUGCUGCAUAUCGUCCUAACACCAGACAACUUGCUGGUUAUCUGAGCUUAUUACAAUGUUGGAUCCACAAGCAUUUCCCUCGCAUCUGUGAGCAGAAGAUCCAGCGUGUUGUGGCUGCUGACUCUUGUGCGGAGAGGUGGAAGGCCCAACAGGCCAUUCCAGAUGACAAACAACAAACACGAAAACCUAGGCACUAA